AUGGCAGCGGCGGCGAAUACGACGGCCAUGUGGAUACUAACAAACGGGAUCAACAUAGGCAUCGCCAAGGAAAUCGGCUCCCGCGUGAACGAUGAACUGGUGCAGAGGCAGAUAAUGAGGUGCCACAAGCACCCGCACACUGACUUCGAGAAACUUCCGCCUCUGUGCCUGCUGGGUAUCGUGCGGGAGGACCUCCUCACUUGCGCCGACAAAUUCGAGGCAAACAAGGAAGGUUCAAUAUACAUAGAAAACAGCGGCAGCCGGCCUGAAGAAAACAAAUAUGACUUGAACCCCGAUCAUACUCACUUUAUUAUUGUUAAAGAUGAUACAGUGAACAAAACCGGGCUGAAUUAUUUCAUGCUAAAGCUGGAACAGCACUUAGCGUCUUUUUCCGACAAUCCAGACAGAGACGCAUCGGCGCUGUACUCGGCCGAAAUACCACUGAUAGCGAUCGUCUGCCAGGGAGGCACUGGAUGCAACAAGAUGGUCUUGGAACACAUCAAGAAACAGCUACCCGUGCUUGUCAUCCAGGGUAGUGGAGGUGUUGCUGAUCUGCUGGCACUCGCAUACAACGAAAUUGACAGACGUGGCGUAACAAUUUGGGAUCCUGAAUUCAUUGAGAAUGUCCUCAAGCCAGAAAUAAACUCCCACAUAUGCCAGAUGUUCCCGAAGUUUCGAGACAACGCCCUUUCAAGGAACUUGUUCAGGGACAAAAUCGUCGAGUGUCUGCGCAUUGCGAGUCAGACUCAAGACCAAAUGUACUUUACGGUCAUUAACAUUCAGCACCACCACAAUAACCUACAGCACCUUGACGACAUUCUCGUAAAAGCCGUAUUUAAAUUGCAGCACCACCAGGCUCACCAAAUUAAAAAGGACCUGCUUCUCACACUCGAUUGGAACUGCCCUCACGUAGCUAUGACAAAGGUCUUUUCAAAGGACUUCGCUCAGCAGUAUCAGAUUGACCGGGAAGACUUCGAGUACGCAUUACUGAAGCCAAAACGCGAAGAGUUCUUGCACAUUUUUCUCAAUCGAGGAUUUCUAAUUCACAAGUACUUGGACCCUAAAAGACUUCGGCAACUGUUUGCCAAGAUACAGCAUGAAGAGUUCUUUCGGACGGUUUGUUGGGAAGGAGCACUUGGACACAGCCUGCUCUCAAAAAUCGGCAGAAACUUCAUUGAAACGGACUUGAACUGGCUCAUAGAGACAACGACCAGCCUGCGAGACUUUCUCAACCAGGAGGAGCUUUCCGCCAACAGUGCUGUAGGCACAUACGUCAAGGAUGCGGCAUCGGCUGAGCGGAAGGCUCUCGUCAUCCUUUCGCUGUGGGCCGUCUUUACAAACCGUCGCAAGACGGCUGAAGUGCUGUGGAAAAACUGUGACCAGCCAAUCCACUUGGCAUUAUUGGUGUCCAUGACAUACGAGAAGCUCACCGCGUACGUCUCAGAAGGCACCAUCAAACAGGAGCUCCUAGACACGAGCAAACAGUUCGCAGCAAUGGCCUCCGGUGUGCUGAACUUGUGCUACCUGGAGUCUAGGUGCCGUGCCUACGACAUCCUGAGCGUGCAGACGGCCGAUUGGAAAUACAAGACGGCCGUGGACAUCGCUGCCGAGGCGAGCAACCGCCAGUUCCUGUCGCACCCGUGUUGCCAGAAGUGGCUCACCAACCACUUCCUCGGUCGCAUCAGCGUCCGCGAUAGUCAGUGGGGCUUCUUCAGCGUGCCACUGAGUCUGAAGGUUAUUCUCUGCGCAUUCACAUUUUUUCCCAUGUACAUAUGGGUGCGAUUCAAAAGUGACCCGCAUCAAAGGGAAUACGGUGAAGAGGAAGAAUGCGAAAGAGACUACGGCUUCUCCAAAAGCGCUACAGAGAACGUGAAGGGCGACCGGUACGACUCGGGAGCCACAGCGGCGCAGGAAGGCACCUUUAUCCGAAUGAACCCAGGGCUUUACAAGAUGGUGUACCUCAUGUGGAGCGCUCCGAUCACCAAGUUUUGGGUUCAUCAGGGUCGUCGUCGUCAAGGUAAAACGCUGAGCACGAUGAAAGGACAGAAGCUAUCAGACCGAGACUACCACUACUGGAAGCAAAAGGCGCUCGAAUAUAGCAACAACGCUGAUUGUGUGAACGAGAAUACUUUGCAGAAUCACUACGAGAAGCUCACACUCAUCUUAGAAGACAUUGACUACCAACGCACCGUGCUCGAUCAACUUCAAGGCCAAGUUCAGGAGGUUCAGCGGAAAAUCUCUCUCUCUAUCAUCCACCUCGAAACGCUGAAACAAGUUUCCCUGAGAUCUGAUCCGACGAUGCUGACUACUUCGAUGCCUGCACAAGCAGCCAUGCACUACAUAUCGCGCCAGUCUCCUUAUCCUGGGACGAAGAUACAGCGCUUCCCAGUGCCAGACAAGUUCCUUCCCUGGGAAGUCAUGUGGCUAGAUUACGAUCCUGUCACUUACACAAGGCCUCGGUCGCAGUUUCCGGGACCACUACAAAUCUACGUGGAUGAGGACAUACUGAUGCUGAGCACGGGUGAGCACGUCCAAAGUUUGCCAUCGCUCAAGUGGAACUGCCUUUCGAUGUCCCCUGCUGGCAUUAGCACUGACAGAAGAUCCUGGAUUGUAGACACCGAUGGCACGAAUAUUGUCUACAUCUUGGAGAGUGAGGGAGUUCCACGCAAUCCCGCAGGAAGAACCGGCCUAAAAGGAAAAGGCGCCCUUCCACGUUGGGGACCCAACCAUUACGUCCUCUUCAUCAUUAGCAGGUAUCAGAAGUCGCGAUCAGCUUUACUGCAAGGGAGAGGUUUGGAAAUUGCCCUUAUGAAAAUUUAUCGAACCGACCAGUUUGUUUUGCCUGGGGAUUUCGUACCGGGAGAGCAGAAAUACGAAGGAGUUAUGCGCGUGUGCUUCAAGAUUCCAGAUGGCAUGCCAAUGACAACUGCGGAACACGUCAAAGGCUUUUUCUCCGCGCGCCUCAGCGGGAACGCCGACAUGAGCGACUCGAGCCAGGUUAUGGAAUGCUCAAUAGCCCGUCGGGGUUACAUGGAUGACCCAAUGAACACGGAUAACUGUUGGAGGGAAGUUGAGCUCUGGAAGAUCCACUACUGUGUGAAAGAGAAGCUGACAGAAAAGUUUCAGGUAUGUGGAUAAAUUCUAGGGCGGUUUAACAUAAUGAAGCCAUUUUCCCUUUCUUCUGCUACC
This is a messenger RNA of Dermacentor andersoni, 3189 nucleotides long. NCBI's taxonomy places the organism in Eukaryota, Metazoa, Arthropoda, Arachnida, Ixodida, Ixodidae. The record is from RefSeq and is a predicted model, not a curated record.